Messenger RNA from Coffea eugenioides, 955 nucleotides. RefSeq names its product actin-depolymerizing factor 2-like. The record is from RefSeq and is a predicted model, not a curated record. Gene Ontology annotation, biological process: actin filament depolymerization. Gene Ontology annotation, cellular component: cytoplasm; actin cytoskeleton. The transcript has 3 exons. Gene Ontology annotation, molecular function: actin filament binding. NCBI's taxonomy places the organism in Eukaryota, Viridiplantae, Streptophyta, Magnoliopsida, Gentianales, Rubiaceae. The coding region runs from base 149 to 577 and encodes 142 amino acids.
UAAAAGGAGUAGUCCUCUUUCUUCUUAACCUCUAGGAUUAAAAAGUCUAUCUAAAACAGCAAAACUCUUUUAUCGGAGCCCUAGAUUUCCUCUCCUCCCAUCGCUCUCUCCACGGAUUUCUCCUCGUCUCGAUUUGUCGCCUCAAAACAUGGCUAACGCAGCAUCGGGCAUGGCUGUUCAUGAUGAUUGUAAGCUGAAGUUCUUAGAAUUGAAGGCAAAAAGAACUUAUCGCUUCAUAAUUUAUAAGAUCGAAGAGAAGCAAAAGCAGGUUAUCGUGGAAAAGCUUGGUGAGCCUGCAAAUGGCUAUGAAGAAUUCACUGCAAACCUACCUGCUGAUGAGUGCCGAUAUGCUGUCUAUGACUAUGAUUUUAUGACUGAGGACAAUGUCCCCAAGAGCAGAAUCUUUUUUAUUGCUUGGUCUCCGGAUACAUCUAAAGUCAGAAGCAAGAUGAUCUAUGCAAGCUCUAAGGACAGGUUCAAGAGGGAGCUUGAUGGUAUCCAGGUAGAGUUGCAAGCAACAGAUCCUACAGAAAUCGGGCUUGAUGUUAUCAAAAGCCGAGCUGGUGGAGCUGCUUGAGUUGUCAUUCUUGCAGAUGAGGGUCCUCCAUACAGCAUGCGUUGCUUAUGUUAAAUGUUUAUAUUUGUGUCAAAGUAGAACUUGCUUAGAUGAUAUAUCCGAUUGUUGUUCAUCUUAUCAUUGCGUCUUGGCUUCAUGAAACUUGGGUGAUCUCGAGUAUACUAUCAGUGUUAUUUGUGGAUUUAUUUACUACUUGGGUGUGAUUUAUCAAGGCAGGAUGUUGUGUCUUGUGCGCAGGGAUAGAUUUAAUGGUUGUAGCUUGAUGCCCCUUUUCCUUAUAUUUUUAAUUCUGUACUGUCACGGCUUUGACCAAUGUUAAUUCUCUCUUUCGAUCCAAAAGAAUCGCUGGUUGCAAUGAAAUUCGCUUUGCUCUGUGUU